AUGGAUUCCAAGGAUGUUAAUGGUUGCAUCAUGGAUAAGCACAAACCUGUGAUGGCUUCUUCUUUGGGGAGUGAAAAGGUUGAAGAUCACGUCAACGGAGAUGAUGAUAGUGAUUCCAAUGCUUUGUUGCCUCCUCGGAGAGGUGGCAUGUCCAGAAACUCUGACAAGACUCGCCGGAAAGUACAAUGGAAUGAUAGGAAUGGAAACAAACUUGCUGAAGUGUUGGAGUAUGAGCCUAGGAAGGCCAAUGCUGAGGAUGUGUUGGAGCUGGUCCUAUGCUGGUGGGUUAAGAAGUGUCUUGAAAACUGGAAGGAUUAUACAGAGAGGAGAGAACAGUGA
Molecule: messenger RNA, 339 nt
Organism: Sphenostylis stenocarpa
Lineage: Eukaryota; Viridiplantae; Streptophyta; Magnoliopsida; Fabales; Fabaceae
Source: the annotation of a GenBank genome assembly